Molecule: messenger RNA, 3772 nt
Organism: Suncus etruscus (white-toothed pygmy shrew)
Lineage: Eukaryota; Metazoa; Chordata; Mammalia; Eulipotyphla; Soricidae
Gene: KLHL29
Product: kelch like family member 29
Exons: 14
Coding region: 174-2804 (876 amino acids)
Molecular function (GO): protein binding
Source: RefSeq, a predicted model, not a curated record
GAGUGGCACGGCUGGAGACGACCCGGCCUCCAGGGCAUGCUCAUGCCACUCCACUGAGCAUAGGUGGUCACCGAGGGCUUCGCAUCCUGGGGACGAAUCCUGAGCUUGCCAGAGACGGACGUCGCAAGGUCCGGCCUCUGUUUCCCCGUGAGGAGCAGCCUCGGCCCACCGAGAUGUCCCGGCACCACAGUCGCUUCGAAAGAGAUUACCGGGUGGGCUGGGACCGCCGCGAGUGGAGCGCCAAUGGGACGCACGGGACCACCAGUGUCUGCAGUGCCACCGCCAGCGGGGCCGGGGGAGCUACGGCCAGCAGCCUUAGUGCUCGGCCCGGGCUCUUGCCACUACCCGUGGUGCCCUCCAGGCUGCCCACGCCUGCCACAGCCCCUGCCCCCUGCACCACCGGCAGCGGGGAGGCCAUCACCAGCCUCGUGGCCAGCUCCACUUCUGCUGUCACCACCAAGGCUCCCGGCAUCUCCAAAUCGGACAAUCCUUCCCAGGGCCUCACCACCAGCAUCCGGUGGGGACAGACGCCCAUCAACCAGUCCACGCCCUGGGACACAGACGAGCCGCCGUCCAAGCAGAUGCGGGAAAGCGACAACCCAAGCACUGGGCCAUGGGUGACCACGGUGGCCGCCGGGAGCCAGCCCACCCUGAUCGCACACUCCUACGGUGUGGCCCAGCCUCCCACCUUCAGCCCGGCAGUGAAUGUGCAGGCUCCGGUUAUUGGGGUGACCCCCUCGCUGCCUCCCCACGUGGGGCCCCAGCUCCCACUGAUGCCAGGCCACUACUCGCUCCCACAGCCUCCAGCCCAGCCACUGAGCAGCGUGGUGGUGAACAUGCCAGCCCAGGCGCUGUACGCCAGCCCACAACCCCUGGCCGUGUCCACUCUGGCCAGUGUGGGGCAGGUAGCCCGCCCAGGACCCACUGCCGUGGGUAACGGCCACAUGGCGGGGCCCCUGAUGCCUCCACCGCCAACAGCCCAGCCGUCUGCCACCCUCCCCAGUGGGGCCCCUUCUACCAACGGGCCCCCCUCCACUGACUCGGCCCAUGGGCUGCAGAUGCUUCGCACCAUCGGCGUGGGGAAGUAUGAAUUCACCGACCCCGGGCACCCCAAAGAAAUGUUGAAGGAAUUGAACCAGCAGCGCAGAGCGAAAGCGUUUACAGACCUGAAAAUUGUUGUUGAAGGCAGAGAGUUUGAAGUCCACCAAAAUGUUCUAGCUUCCUGCAGCUUGUAUUUCAAGGACCUGAUUCAAAGGUCCGUGCAGGACGGCGGCCAGGGCAGCCGAGAGAAGCUGGAACUCGUCCUAUCCAACCUGCAGGCGGAUGUCCUGGAGCUGCUGCUAGAGUUCGUCUACACGGGCUCACUGGUCAUUGACUCGGCCAAUGCCAAGACGCUGCUGGAGGCGGCCAGCAAAUUCCAGUUCCACACUUUCUGCAAAGUCUGUGUGUCCUUCCUUGAAAAGCAGCUGACGGCCAGCAACUGCCUGGGAGUGCUGGCCAUGGCUGAGGCCAUGCAGUGUAGCGAGCUCUGCCACAUGGCCAAGGCCUUCGCGCUGCAAAUCUUCCCCGAGGUGGCGACCCAGGACGAGAUCCUCAGCAUCUCCAAGGAAGACUUCAUCGCCUACAUCUCCAACGACAGCCUCAACACCAAGGCAGAGGAGCUGGUGUAUGAGACUGUCAUCAAGUGGAUCAAAAAGGACCCCGCAUCUCGAGCAAAGCAUGCCGCCGAGCUGCUAGCCGUCGUGCGUCUGCCCUUCAUCCACCCCAGCUACCUACUCAACGUGGUGGACAACGAGGAACUCAUCAAGUCGUCGGAGGCGUGCCGGGACCUUGUCAACGAGGCCAAGCGCUAUCACAUGCUGCCACAUGCUCGCCAGGAGAUGCAGACACCCCGCACACGGCCCCGCCUCUCGGCAGGCGUGGCUGAGGUCAUUGUUUUGGUUGGUGGCCGUCAGAUGGUGGGCAUGACCCAACGCUCACUGGUGGCCGUCACCUGCUGGAACCCUCAGAACAACAAGUGGUACCCCCUGGCCUCACUGCCUUUCUAUGACCGCGAGUUCUUUAGCGUUGUGAGUGCCGGGGACAACAUCUACCUCUCAGGUGGGAUGGAGUCGGGGGUGACGCUAGCCGAUGUCUGGUGCUACAUGUCUCUGCUGGAUAACUGGAACCUCGUGUCCAGAAUGACAGUCCCCCGAUGCCGGCACAACAGCCUGGUCUACGAUGGGAAGAUCUACACACUGGGAGGACUGGGCGUGGCAGGCAACGUGGAUCAUGUGGAGAGGUAUGACACCAUCACCAACCAGUGGGAGGCGGUGGCCCCGCUGCCCAAGGCUGUGCACUCGGCAGCUGCCACUGUGUGUGGAGGAAAGAUCUAUGUCUUCGGGGGCGUGAACGAGGCAGGCCGGGCUGCGGGUGUGCUCCAGUCCUACGUCCCACAGACCAACACGUGGAGCUUCAUCGAGUCCCCGAUGAUCGACAACAAGUAUGCGCCAGCUGUCACCCUCAACGGCUUCGUCUUCAUCCUGGGUGGUGCCUACGCCAGAGCCACGACCAUCUACGACCCCGACAAAGGCAACAUUAAGGCGGGCCCCAACAUGAAUCACUCCCGCCAGUUCUGCAGCGCGGUGGUGCUGGACGGCAAGAUCUAUGCCACAGGGGGGAUCGUGAGCAGCGAGGGGCCCGCCCUGGGCAACAUGGAAGCCUACGAGCCUGCCACCAACUCAUGGACCCUGCUCCCGCACAUGCCCUGCCCGGUGUUCAGACACGGCUGCGUAGUGAUCAAGAAAUACAUCCAGAGUGGCUGACAGCUGCGGGGGGCACGCCAGGGCCCACGGGGGCCAGGCGUCUGCCACUCACCACCACCACCCACAUUCAGUACCCACCGCGGCCGACCCGCACACUCCAGGGACCCCCUGCCACGAUUUGAAUUCUCUCUACACUGAAUGUAGAAAAAAAUCAUCCUCGCCUUUCCAGGCUUGGGGAGAUGCGGGGUGGGCAGUGAGGCUUGGAGCCCUGCCCUUCCCACCCUCCUAGCAAGUGGGGCUCUUGGGGGGCCUGCACCGAACUUGCUCUGAACGGAGGGGCUCACUCUGCCCGGUGCAAUAGAGUUUCACAUAUUUUCAACUGGGAGAGAGAAGCUGUUUUUUUUUUCCUUCCCGCAGAGCAAGCUUGCUCCCCGCAGCCCAGCCGCAAACCACUUCUCCUAGGACAACAGUAGGCGUCAGGCUCUCUUGACAUCAGAUCAAAGUGUCCUUACCACUUUGAUUAUCCUUCUUUGGUUUUUUUAGCCAGUCAACACGACACUGUCCAUGGUGGAGAGGAAGCAAGGACCACGCAGCAGCCCCCCGCGGGGGGCACCCCAGAUGCGGGUCAUGCCAGCUGCUGUCAGGCAUGCCAGGCGCUCUAGGACCUCAGGCCACGACUGUGUAUGCGUGCGUCCGUCAGUCCUUCCCAGGGUUUUCUUAAAGGUGUUUUGGUCGGAGAAGGAUAAGGGGGUGGUUCUGGCUUCUUCUGAUCCACUAUGAAUGAUUCAGAUUUCCAAGGCAUUUUCUUGCUGAACAAAAGGCUAUUUUUCAGUACAAAAGGGGGGGGCAGCCACGAAGCAGAAGGUGGUGGGGAGCCCCCCCACAUACAGCUCUUUGCAGGCAGUGCCAGAGGUGGGAGGCACUUUUCUCUAAUUUUUCUAUGUGCAGAAUAGAGGAUCUCUCCUGGAGGGGGGAGGAAGGGAGUGACAUCCCUUUCCAGCCCCCAUUUUAUUUUUUAGUAAAAGUGA